AUGACUCGCGGUAACCAGCGCGACCGCGACCGUGAAAGAGCAGCCAACCGCAAUGCAGGUGCGAAGUCAAAUUCGACCAUCAAAGGCAAAGAAGACACCGCAGCGAUCAUGAGAGAAAAGCAGCGGCUUGCAGAAGAGAAGAAGGCUGCUGAGAGUUCGGGCGGAGGCGGAGGCAAAAGCAAAUAA
Molecule: messenger RNA, 186 nt
Organism: Symbiodinium natans
Lineage: Eukaryota; Dinophyceae; Suessiales; Symbiodiniaceae
Source: the annotation of a GenBank genome assembly